Molecule: messenger RNA, 291 nt
Organism: Peronospora matthiolae
Lineage: Eukaryota; Oomycota; Peronosporomycetes; Peronosporales; Peronosporaceae
Source: the annotation of a GenBank genome assembly
AUGUAUCUACUAUGUUCACUGGCUCCAAAUUUGUGCCAGCGCGAGGUGCAGUUCUUCAACCAGUACGAUCAGCUAAUAACGAACUACAUGACCGAAUUCGAGCUCGACCUCUCGGCGGAUCUUCAACCUCCCAAAGACUUGUACGUAGAGGUGCGCGUACUGCGCGACUGCGGCGAGGUCAUGACCGAGAGCGGAUUGGUGAAUCUGGACGCUCAUUCGCACCAUUUCUUACGACGCGUGGACGUGGAGCAGCUCAUCCGCCAGGGGGUCCUCGAGCAGAUAAAGCGCUGA